Messenger RNA from Leucoraja erinaceus (little skate), 4689 nucleotides. RefSeq names its product ubiquitin protein ligase E3B (gene ube3b). The transcript has 28 exons. Gene Ontology annotation, biological process: protein polyubiquitination; ubiquitin-dependent protein catabolic process. Gene Ontology annotation, molecular function: protein binding; ubiquitin protein ligase activity. The record is from RefSeq and is a predicted model, not a curated record. NCBI's taxonomy places the organism in Eukaryota, Metazoa, Chordata, Chondrichthyes, Rajiformes, Rajidae. The coding region runs from base 269 to 3469 and encodes 1066 amino acids.
GACCCCCGGCGUCACCCUGACCCGGAAGCGGUAGCCGGGGAAGGGACUGGUCUGGAUGGAGUUGUGUUGUGUUUUGGUGUGAGACACAAAGAAUUUCAGAAAAACCAUGAGGCAGAUUGGCUUAAAUCUGUUUUCGGUGUCCAAAUAACCAGUCAUGCAGUGGAUGAUUUGAGUUACAAACUGUGACAAGACCAUUGUUUCAGAUGUAAAGCUACGCUGAGAAAAAACUAUCUUUGUGGCUAAGGCUCUCAUUUUUUAAGGAGCAAGAAUGUUUAGCAUGAUACAAACCUCCAAGACCGAGUUCCUGGACAUGGCCCGGGCUGCUCGGGAGGAGAGAAAAGGGCAGAAGGAACGUGAGCGUGCAACGAUUGUGAUCCAAGCGCUGGUCAGGAGGUACCUCUGCAGGUGUCGGCUGCUGAGAACAAUCAGACAUGAAAUCGAUGAUUUUUUUGACGUCAGUGAAUCUAAUUCUUCAAAGAGAAGUGCGCUCGUUGUGUUCAAAAUAGCAAGGAAAUUGCUCUUUGUGUUUAAUGUGAAAGAAGAUAAAGAGAGACUUCAGAAGCUGUGCAACUGUGUCCUGAAUAGCAUGGAAGUGGAGAAUGAACCCAAGGUAUGGUAUGUCUCAAUAGCACUUUCCAAAGAUCUCACCCUGCUAUGGAUCAAACAAGUAAAAGACCUCCUCUGGAUCUGCUGUGUAUUUUUAAAGCGGCUGAAGCCAGAUAUUCUGCAGGACGCCAAGUUCAUCACCUUGUAUCUUACGGUGCUGAUCACACUCACCGAUGCUUCAAACUGGAAAAUACUGAAGGGGAAAGGCGAAGCCCUGAGACCUGCCAUGAACCAUAUUUGUGCAAACAUCAUGGGACAUCUCAAUCAAAAGGGUUAUUACACAGUGCUACAGAUAUUGUUAACGAAUGGACUGGCAAGAUCCAAACCAUCUCUGUCCAAAGCCACAUUAACAGCCAUUUUCACCCUUGCGUUACGACCAAUGAUUGUCGCACACUUCUCAGAUAACCUGCUCCGUUCUUUCCUGCUGCACAUCAUGUCAGUCCCAGCACUGGUGACGCAUCUCUCCACUAUAGUACCCGAGUGCAUGUCGAUGGUCCAUUCCCACGAGCUGCUGCGAAAAUUCAUCCUGUUCUUAAGUCGAGACGAGCAGUGCGAUGAUAUCUGUGUCUGCUUGGAAGGAAGCCAUACACUUUGUUUGCUGGGCAACCUGAUUUAUUUGGCCUAUCUGUCCGAGAAGGUUUUGGAGGAGGAGACGAGUCACUUUAUCAGUGUGCUGACUGCUAUGCUGUCGUAUUGCCAGAAAUAUGUAUCUCAAAAGAAGUCUAACCUGACACACUGGCACCCUGUUCUGGGCUGGUUCUCACAGACUGUUGACUAUGGGAUGAAUGAAGCAAUGCCACUGGUCACCAGGCAGUUGCAGUACCUGUGGAGCGUACGGGUCAUUCGCCUGUUGUUCCAAUAUGUUCUCAGCAAAAAAUUACCCGAGCUUCAAGACGUGGUGCAUUCAUACGCUCAGUCCUCCAGCUCUUCAAAUAACAUUCAGGUCAAAAACCUCUUCAAACGAGCCUUUCAAAAGUCAGCGUCCAUGCGCAACAUUCUGAAGCCGGUUGGCGGGAAGCGAGUGGACUCCCCCGAGGUUCAGAAAGUCUGCAGUAUCUGCGUGUUGUAUCAGACGGCAUUGACUACACUCACCCAGAUUCGACUCCAGAUCCUCACCGGGUUAACCUAUUUAGACGACUUGUUGCCCAAGCUGUGGGCAUUCAUUUGUGAGUUGGGGCCCCAGGGGGGCUUGAAGCUAUUCCUUGAAUGCCUGAACAAUGACACCGAGGAAUCCAAGCGGCUUCUUGCAAUGCUGAUGUUGUUUUGUGACUGCUCUCGGCACCUUAUCACGAUUCUGGAUGAAAUCGAGGUGUAUGAAGAGCAAGUAUCAUUUAAGCUGGAAGAGCUGGUCACCAUCUCCUCCUUCCUAAAUAGCUUUGUAUUUAAAAUGAUCUGGGAUGGCAUUCAGGAAAGUGCGAAUGGGGAGCAACUGGAGCUGUUCCACGCUGUUCACGGGUGGCUGAUGACUCUGUACGAGCGAGACUGCCGGCGACGUUUUGCCCCCGACGAUCACUGGCUGCGCAAGGACUUGAAACCCAGCUUGAUAUUCCAGGAUUUGGAUAAAGGGAGGAAGCGAGCCCAGUUAUUAUUGCAGUACAUCCCUCAUACCAUCCCACACAAGAAUAGAGUGCUGUUGUUUCGGAAUAUGGUGACGAAGGAGAAGGGGACAUUGGGUUUGGUGGAGACAAGCUCUGCAUCCCCUCAUGUUAUCCAUGUUACCAUCCGCAGAUCCCGCAUGCUUGAGGAUGGAUAUGAACAAUUGCGCCGAUUGCCUGUUAACACGAUGAAGGGGGUCAUUCGAGUGAAAUUUAUGAAUGAUCUUGGAGUAGAUGAGGCUGGCAUUGAUCAGGACGGUGUCUUCAAGGAAUUUUUAGAAGAAAUCAUCAAGAAGGUCUUUGACCCAGCUCUCAAUCUCUUCAAGACAACCAGUGGAGAUGAGCGACUAUACCCAUCCCCCACCUCGUACAUCCAUGAAAACGUCUAUGAGACUAAAAAGUAUUUGAACAUUUCCUUUCAACAGGGGAUAGUGGUGGAUGUUCCCUUUGCCUCCUUCUUCCUCAGUCAGGUGCUUGGACAUCAUCACAGUGCAUUGUACAGCUCAAUUGACGAACUUCCAUCCCUGGAUGCUGAGUUCUACAAAAACCUCACUUCCAUAAAGCGUUACGAUGGUGACAUUGGUGACCUUGGUUUAACAUUAUCUUAUGAUGAAGAUGUUAUGGGUCAGCUUGUUUGCCACGAGCUGAUACCAGGAGGAAAAACCAUAGGGGUAACCAAUGAAAAUAAAAUCAGUUACAUCCACCUGAUGGCCCACUUCCGCAUGCACACUCAGGUUAAAGACCAGACGGUGGCUUUCAUCCGCGGCUUCCGCUCCAUCAUUAACCCCGAGUGGCUCCGUAUGUUUUCCACGCCUGAAGUGCAGCGCCUCAUUGCAGGAGACAACGCCGAGAUCGACUUGGAGGACCUCAAAAAGCACACGGUAUAUUACGGAGGCUUCCAUGGCAGUCACCGAGUCAUUGCCUGGCUCUGGGAUAUUUUAGCUCACGACUUCACAGCAGAAGAACGAGCCAUGUUUCUUAAGUUUGUCACCAGCUGCUCCCGACCACCCCUCCUGGGCUUUGCUUACCUUAAACCCCCCUUCUCCAUUCGCUGUGUGGAGGUUUCAGACGAUCAGGACACGGGGGAUACGCUGGGUAGCGUACUGCGCGGUUUCUUCACCAUCCGCAAGAAGGAGCCGGGCGGCCGGCUGCCGACCUCUUCAACCUGCUUCAACCUCCUGAAGCUUCCUAACUACAGCAAGAAGAGCAUCUUGAGAGAGAAACUCCGCUAUGCAAUCAGUAUGAACACCGGAUUUGAACUCUCCUAACCCUGGUUGAAAAAGGACACGGUGGCUCGUACACCUUUUAUAUACAGUACUGGACCCUCCUGAACUUUGAGCAAGCGCUCUUCACUGUACAUCUCACUCCAUUGCCAACAGAAUUCUGGCUGUCUGGAAUCCAGUUUUAUUCAUCCCAGUGACUGAGACAAAGUUAAAAUGGAGCACAAAGAUGCAUCCAAGAUGAGACUACUCGGUAUCCUUACAGAAACGUUUCACAAUAUCAAACGUGGUUGAAAACAAAAUGACUUCAGCUCUUCUUGAAGGCUGUAACGGUGCUCAUCUGAAAGCUGAGAAUGGUGCAGGAUUAUUUGUGUGAUUUAGAAAGUUUAGCAAAAUUAUUUCCAUCUUUUAUUUUUUUGUUAGCAUUGAGGAAACAAUCACUGCACUCAACCUGAAUUAACGGGCUUGUGUGGACACAAGGAACUGCAGAUGCUGGUUUACAAAAAUAAAAAGUGCUGCAGUAGCUCGGCAGAUCAGGCAGCAUCUCCAGCGAACACGGAGGUGUGACGUUUCAGGUUGAGACCCUGAAGGAUCACGACCUGAAACAUCACCUCUCCAUGUCCUUCAGAGAUGCUGAGUUACUUUGUGUCGUUUUUUUAAGCAGGCUUAUCAUUGGUUGCAUUUAUAAAAUGAACGAUGAAUCAACGCACAAAUUUAAUGAACAAAAACCUCUGUUCCUGCAAGGCCACCUUGCUGAUAGGAAGCUGCUGUGUAUGCCAAAAGUCAUUGAAAAGACUACACUGCAAAUGUUAACACCGACUCCUAUUUUAGCAAUGGGUUCCAGCAAAAACACCAUCCUAUCAACUUUAUUUCCCCUUCAUUUUACCAAGUGAAACCCGGAAAAUUGUGGAAUUCUACAACCCCGUGAUGUAGUAGUCAUUACAUCAUGUAUUUUAGAAUGGAUCUGGUUUCACUCCAGAUUCAUCUCAAACAGACCGCAUCCAUUUUUAAAAAAAGUUUUAGUAAAUCGCCUAUUCAAUGUAAAAAUAACCUUUUAAAAUGGGCUUUGCAGAUAACGACAACUGCAGGGUCCAGCUUAUUUCCGGCAAUACGAUCUCUGUGUAAUAUUAAUUAUUUUGAAUAGCAAGGUAGAAAAGGUUACUAUAUAAUACUCAAGUAAUUUAUAACUAGCCAAUGUGAAUUUCUCAGGCAUUAAUGUAUAUUUCAAGCUGGUUUAUCCAUUAAUAAAGUUCCCCACUUAUUUUUAA